Verticillium alfalfae VaMs.102 is the source of this 1203-nucleotide messenger RNA. Its product is annotated as acetyl-coenzyme A transporter 1. Bases 1 to 1203 code for a protein of 400 amino acids. Gene Ontology annotation, molecular function: acetyl-CoA transmembrane transporter activity. The transcript is spliced from 3 exons. Gene Ontology annotation, cellular component: membrane. NCBI's taxonomy places the organism in Eukaryota, Fungi, Ascomycota, Sordariomycetes, Glomerellales, Plectosphaerellaceae. The record is from RefSeq and is a predicted model, not a curated record.
AUGAACCAGAACAAUGUUGAAUUCCGCCGCAAAGCCACGACGCCCGGCUCCGACUCGGUCACGGCAAACCUCAUGUCGCGCGACACCUUCACCCUCGACGAGCCCGUCCCCAAGACGCCCACGGCGAACAACCACGGCUUCUUCGAGCUCCCCAUCCAGGACCAGAAGAACUUCCUGCUCCUGGUCCUCCUGUAUUUCCUGCAGGGCAUCCCCAUGGGUCUUGCCGGCGGUUCUGUCCCCUUCCUUAUGAAGGACCACAUGUCCUACAGCGAAAUCGGCAUCUUCAGUCUCGCCUCGUACCCGUACUCCCUCAAGCUCUUCUGGAGCCCCAUCGUCGACGCUGUGUGGAGCCCAAGCUUUGGCAGGAGGAAGAGCUGGAUCCUGCCCAUCCAGAUGCUGUCGGGCAUUGGCAUGCUCUGGCUCGGAUCGACCAUCAUGUGGGGCGUCCUCAAGCUGAAGAACAUCCAGACCAUCAUCGUCGUCCACCUCAUCGCCAAGAUUGGCUUCCAGGCCAACGACGCCGUCACCAACCUCAAGCUGAUUGACAAGGGCUUCGGGCAGGAGAACAUGGCCCUGACGGUCCUCAUUGACUUCCCCUUUGAGAUUGUCCUCGGCUACUACGCCGGUAACUGGUCUCAGAGAUACACGCCCAUGCGCCUCUGGUGCUGGGCCUUUGUCGGACGUCUCGCUGCCGCGGUGCUAGCCCAGAUCACCGUCGCCAUCUUCCCCGCCGGCGGUGUCACGGGCUGGUACAUGCUCGUGGUCAUUGCCGAGCACAUCUGGUCCACCUUUACCAACACGGUCAUGUUUGUCGCCGUCUCCGCCUUCCACGCACGCGUCUCAGACCCCGCCAUUGGUGGCACCUACAUGACCCUGCUGGCCACGGUGUGCAACCUCGGCGGCACGUUCCCCCGCUUCUUCGUCCUCCGCCUCGUCGACUACUUCACCGUGGCGACCUGCCACCCGGGCAACGCCCCGGACCUCGAUGCCCUCAAGGGCCCCGUCGUCACGAGCCCCUUCUCCUGCUCGCUGCAGGCUGACAAGGAGCGCUGCGUCAAGGGCGGCGGCACCUGCACCAUGGUCCAGGACGGCUACUACAUUGUCAACGUCAUCUGUGUCGCCCUCGGCCUAUUGACCUUCGUCCUGUACAUCCGCCCCCGCGUGCUGCACCUGCAGUCCUUACCCAUGCGGCCUGGCGGUUAG